This is a messenger RNA of Rhinocladiella mackenziei CBS 650.93, 1743 nucleotides long. RefSeq lists its product as uncharacterized. The coding region runs from base 1 to 1743 and encodes 580 amino acids. The transcript has 2 exons. NCBI's taxonomy places the organism in Eukaryota, Fungi, Ascomycota, Eurotiomycetes, Chaetothyriales, Herpotrichiellaceae. Gene Ontology annotation, cellular component: cytoplasm; mitochondrion. Gene Ontology annotation, biological process: protein quality control for misfolded or incompletely synthesized proteins. Gene Ontology annotation, molecular function: ATP hydrolysis activity; ATP binding. The record is from RefSeq and is a predicted model, not a curated record.
AUGAAAGGUGCGGCGCGCCCAAUCCAUCACGCCUUUCAAGCCUACUUUCGAGCAAUCAUCUCCGAUUUCGCAGUCCAACCUCAAAGAUGCACGAUAUGUAACGAUUGUUUAAACACUUUACGGCGCCAAAGAAAAAGUUCGGAGCUUAGCCAGCGUCGACAGCUACAUACCUCCAAUAAAUAUCAAGUCCCUAAGAGCUUGCACGAAGCUGCUUCGAGAUCGAGGACCGUCAAGCCGAGUCAACGACGCCAACUAGCAACGGUGAGCGAUAUAGCUGCUCACGGACCCUUGGAAGAGUACGAUGAACGGGUGCAUGCACGAAAACUGAGAGAUGAUCAACAUCAGAGAACUCUGGUCGAACAUUUACAAGAUCUCCACGAAAGUUUGAAGGACUACAACCCUCCCAAAGUCAUACAUCCCGACAUCAACGAUCUCCAGCCUGCCAAAAAGUCCCUGCUGGGCUCUCUCUUUGGCGGGGGAAAGAAGAAGAAAGUGAUCAACGAAAUCCCCGCCGAUCUCCCAAAGGGUUUAUACAUGUAUGGUGACGUCGGUUCGGGGAAAACCAUGCUUAUGGAUCUGUUCUACGACACUUUGCCGCCUAACAUAACUUCAAAGACUCGUAUUCAUUUCCACAAUUUCAUGCAGGGUGUCCACAAACGCCUCCACAAGGUUCGAAUGCAAUAUGGCAACGAUUUCGACGCAGUGCCUUUUGUGGCGGCUGAUAUCGCCGACACGGCCCAAAUCUUGUGCUUUGACGAAUUCCAAUGUACCGACGUCGCCGAUGCCAUGAUUCUCCGCCGUCUGCUCGAAUCCCUCAUGUCUCACGGUGUUGUUCUGGUUACUACCUCGAACCGCCAUCCCGAUGACCUCUACAAAAACGGCAUUCAACGCCAAUCGUUCAUCCCCUGCAUCAAUCUCCUCAAGAAGAAACUCCGAGUGAUUAAUCUAGAUUCACAGACCGAUUAUCGCAAACUUCCCCGUCCACCUUCUGGCGUGUAUCACCACCCUCUUGACCGCGCGGCCGUUACCCAUGCCAAUAAAUGGUUCCAUUUCCUCGGUGAUCCAGAAAAUGACCCUCCUCAUCCUUCAACCGUCACCGUCUGGGGCCGUGAGGUCGAAAUUCCGCUCGUUUCCGGCCGGGCAGCUAAAUUCACGUUUCACGACUUAAUCGGUCGCGCCACCGGUGCUGCAGAUUACAUAGAGAUGAUGCGCAGUUUCGAUGCCUUCAUCGUCACGGACGUUCCCGGCAUGACGCACCGGGAACGCGACUGGGCACGCCGUUUCAUAACCUUCAUCGACGCCGUAUACGAAUCGCACGCGAAACUGGUCCUCACGACCGCCGUACCUCUUUCACAGCUGUUCUUAUCCAAGUCCGAACUCGACGAAUCCCUCGGAAGCGUCUCCAAGAAGGUCGCCCAGAAGAAGUCAUCCGCAGAUCCGCUUGACAAGAAAGUACUAGAGCAUGCCAAAGCCGCCGACCAGGAUGGCGAAGGCGCAGACGUUGACGAUGUCAUGCGCAAUCUCAUGGACGAUCUGGGUAUGAGCAUGAGCAUGCUUAAGCAGAGUAGUUUGUUUAGUGGAGACGAAGAACGAUUCGCGUUUGCAAGGGCAUUGAGUCGCUUGAGCGAGAUGGGAAGUCAGGAUUGGGUUGAGAGGGGUCUCGGGUUAGAGAAACGAGGCGGCCUGGGUGAGAGGGAGGGAUGGCAACGAGUUAGGUCCAGGUGGAGAGAGGAUAGUCUUUGA